UAUUAUAUGAUUGUGUUUUUUUUUAUGUUUUAAAGUUAUUUUUGUUCACUUUUGUUAGGAAUUUCACUGAGCAAGAAAUAAAGUCAAUUAAUCUACAAGUAUUGUCAGACUAUUCCCAUUUAAAUGAAGUGGUUAGUAAUUUGAGUGAUGAGCAAAAAAGAGACAUUAGGGAUAUUGGGUUUGGGAGUCUCUUAGAUAUUAGGAUAAAGAAGUUUUGUCCUAAUCUGAAUUUGGAGGUGUUGUUAAAUUACAAUGCAUCUGGAAUGAUGUUUUCAACAAAGAAUGGUAAACUGAUUUUUAAUAAGUUUACCAUUAGUGAUGUUUUGGGGUUACCUGUGUCAGAUAGAGCAGUAGAGGUUAUAGAUGAUGACGCCUUUAGGAGGAAAGGUAGUCAGAUAGAGGCUGGAAGUGCCAGGAAGGAUUGGCAUAGGUUUCUUGGUAUUUCUGAUCCCAAGAAGGUAUAUAUUGGUAGAAAAAAUUGGGAUGAUUUGUUUAAGAAAUAUGAAUCCGGGGAUGAUUUCAAGAAGUUAUUUGUUAUCUUUUCGUUGUCCAAGCUUCUAUGUCCUAUAGCUGAUUUAGGGCCUGUGCUGAAAUGUGCCAAGAGUUUAGAAGAUGUAUCUGCAAUUUCAAGUUAUGACUGGUGUGGAUAUAUAUUGAGAAGUCUUUGUGCUGCUGUUUUGGACUGUCAUCAGUCUAUUAUGAUUAAGAAGAUUGAGCUUGGACAGAAGAAAGUAUCAUUCAAGCUUCGGGGAUGCGUCAGCGCUUUGACUCUUGCUGUUAUUCACAACUUCAAGUGUCGUAAUCUGGAUUAUUCAAAUGUCAGUAAGCCAUUUAUCAGUUAUUGGCAGGAUGAGAAGGAUUUGACUGAUGUUGUGAAGCAGUUUGAGAUCAACAUGGAUUUUAUUCUGCCGGUGAAGCGUGAAAAACAGAAGGAAUAUGUGAAGAACAUGCACAAGUUGAAGAGGAAUGCGCUUGCAUUCUGUCAAGUGAAUUUGGAGAUUGCCCAGAAUAUUCGGGAGGAAGGCGAGAAGCUGUCUCAAGACAGUAUUUCUCUGGAUGAUAGUGAAGUAUUUAACCCAGAUUUUCUGAGUCAAAUUGACGACAUAUGCAAGCGUCAUUUGGAAGCGAAAGACAGUGCAAACAAAGUUGAUCCUACAAUUUCACUAUUGGUGAAGCGGCCUGUUGAAUUGGAGUUUGGAAGAAUUGAAAAUGUUCCUGAUUUGGAUUCUGGUGUUCAUGGAGUUGAUUUGAAAGAAGGAAAUGAUGAAAAAGAAGGAGAGGAGGAUGAGAAGAAGAUGAAUGCUGAUGAUGAUCAGCAUAAAGAAGAUGAUGAUGAUGAUGAUGAUGGUGAUGAUAAGGAUCACCAGAAUUAUAAUGAGAGAAAGGAUGAUGAUGCUGAUGAUAAUGGUGAUCCUGGUCUUCAAGGAGAUGAAGACAAAGGAGUAGAUAAGGAUGCUGGUCUUCAUGGAGAUGAAGACAAAGGAGGAGAUAAUGGUGAUCCUGGUCUUCAAGGAGAUGAAGACAAAGUAGGAGAUAAGGAUGCUGGUCUUCAUGGAGAUGGAGAGGAAGGUGGAAAUAAUGAGAAAGAACCGAAGGAAGAUGAUAAUAAGAAGACUGGCAAUGCUGAUGAUGAUUGUGGUCUUCAAGGAGAUAAAGAGGAAGGAGGAAAUAAGGAUUGGAUGCUGGGGUUCUUCAGAAGGAGAGAAAGGAGGAAGUAA
This is a messenger RNA of Beta vulgaris subsp. vulgaris (sugar beet), 1718 nucleotides long. RefSeq lists its product as uncharacterized. The coding region runs from base 264 to 1718 and encodes 484 amino acids. The record is from RefSeq and is a predicted model, not a curated record. Lineage: Eukaryota; Viridiplantae; Streptophyta; Magnoliopsida; Caryophyllales; Amaranthaceae. The transcript is spliced from 4 exons.